Messenger RNA from Trematosphaeria pertusa, 4738 nucleotides. RefSeq names its product ABC transporter-like protein. Gene Ontology annotation, biological process: transmembrane transport. The transcript is spliced from 16 exons. Gene Ontology annotation, molecular function: ATP binding; ATP hydrolysis activity; ABC-type transporter activity. Gene Ontology annotation, cellular component: membrane. Bases 163 to 4575 code for a protein of 1470 amino acids. Lineage: Eukaryota; Fungi; Ascomycota; Dothideomycetes; Pleosporales; Trematosphaeriaceae. The record is from RefSeq and is a predicted model, not a curated record.
CAGUCAGCAGCCGCCCCCAGGGGAGGUCGGCGCUCUCGACGUUUGGAGUUGGGAUAUCGAUGGAUUGAAUUUUUCUUGGGUUGAGUUACUACCCUGCGUCGAUUGACUCCGCUACCACCACAUCCUCUUCCAAUUCCCGUUUCGCAUCGUCCACUGGUUGAGAUGGCAAAAGAACCGAUAGUCGAGCUCGCAAGAAGCCUCUCACUCCGCAGCGUCAGAGACGAGAAAGGAGAGCUCGUCAACCCAUUCCUUACCCCGGAGAAUUCGUUGCUGGACCCAAGCUCGGCCCAGUUUAGCUCAAAGACAUGGCUUCGGACACUCAUGAGCAUUAAGUCGGGGGAUCUUGAGCGGUAUCCCAAGAGAGUUGCUGGCGUGGCCUACCGGAACCUGUCUGCGCAUGGCUUUGGCCAGCCGACCGACUACCAGAAGACGUUCGGCAACUACCCGCUAGCAGUACUGAACGCCUUCAAGAAGCUUGUCAGGAAGACGCAGAAGACCAGGAUUCAGAUAUUGAAAGGCUUCGAUGGUUUAGUCAAAAGUGGGGAGAUGCUCGUUGUAGUGGGCAGACCAGGCAGUGGCUGCUCGACGCUGUUGAAGACUCUUGCUGGAGAGACAGAUGGCUUCUUCGUCGCUCAGGAGUCCUAUAUCAACUACCAAGGCAUCCCGAAAGAGACCAUGCACAGAGACUUCCGGGGAGAGUGCGUUUACCAGGCUGAGGUUGAUGAGCACUUCCCCCAGUUGACCGUGGGCCAGACUAUCGACUUUGCCGCUCGCGCGACGGCUCCUCGUAACCGCCUCCCCGGCGUGAGUCGAGAUGUGUAUGCGGCGCAUCUACGAGAUGUUACUAUGGCCGUUUUUGGUCUUAGCCACACGGUCAAUACAAUAGUCGGCAAUGAUUUCGUUCGAGGUGUCUCCGGAGGUGAACGGAAACGAGUCAGCAUUGCGGAAGCUGCCAUCGCCGGCAGCCCUCUACAAUGCUGGGAUAACAGUACCCGUGGGCUCGACAGUGCUACGGCUCUCGACUUUGUGCGCACACUCAGGACGUCAACCGAACUCACUGGAGCGACGGCGAUCGUGACACUCUACCAAGCCUCACAGUCUAUCUACGACGUUUUCGACAAAGUCGCUGUGUUAUAUGAGGGUCGGCAGAUCUACUUUGGCAAUAUUCAUGCAGCUAAAACAUUCUUCAUCAAUCUAGGCUUUGAAUGUCCACCACGGCAGACAACGAGCGAUUUCCUUACGUCCUUGACCAAUCCCGCGGAACGAGUUGUCCGCGAUGGCCUUGAGGGGAAGACGCCCAACACACCGGACGAGUUCGCUGCUGUGUGGCACGCAAGCGAGGAUCGCGCACGCCUACUGAAGGAGAUUGAAGAGUUUAAUGCGCAGCAUCCAAUUGGAGGGCCAUCGCUCGACCAGUUUAGGCGAUCGCGGAAAGCCCUCCAAGCAUCAACACAGCGGAAAGGCUCGCCUUACACCCUUUCAGUGCCAAUGCAGAUCAAAUUGUGUAUGCGACGAGGCUACCAGAGGCUGAAAGGAGACAUGAGUGUCACAAUCACUGGCAUCAUUUUCAACGCGAUUAUGGCGCUUGUCAUAGGCAGUGUAUUUUACAACUUGCCUGACGAGACUGGUGCACUUUACAGUCGUGGCGCGUUGCUAUUCUUCGCCAUAUUGUUGGCAGCGGUUGCCAGUGCAAUGGAGAUCUUGACGCUAUACGCACAACGCCCGAUUGUAGAGAAGCAAGCGAAGUAUGCCUUCUACCAUCCCUUUGCAGAAGCAAUUGCUUCGAUGAUCUGCGACCUGCCAAACAAGAUCGGCACAGCAAUUGCCUUCAACCUUGCUCUUUACUUCAUGACCAACCUACGCCGCACGCCAGGGCAUUUUUUUGUGUUUCUGCUCUUCAACUUUGCGUGCACUCUGACCAUGUCAAUGUACAUCCGCUGCAUUGGCGCGCUGUCUCGCACUUUCCCGCAAGCCAUGGCACCAGCGUCCAUCUUCAGUCUUGCGUUUGUGAUCUACACAGGAUUCACAAUUCCUACCAAGGACAUGCAUCCUUGGUUUCGAUGGCUUAACUAUCUCAAUCCUGUUGGCUAUGCUUUCGAAUCACUAAUAAUCAAUGAGUUUCAUAAUCGCACCAUUCCUUGUUCGCGAUAUGUUCCCAACGGCCCGAACUAUGACAAUGCGCUCCCAGAUGAGAGGAUCUGUGCAACCACCGGAGCUACUACCGGAGCAAACUUCGUCGAUGGAGAUACCUACUUGGCAGUCAACUUCCACUACGAGGCUAGUCAUCUUUGGAGGAAUUUGGGUAUCAUCAUUGCGCUGAUGGUCUUCGGCUGUGCUGGAUACCUUGUCGCUACAGAGUACAUCUCAGCAAAGAAAUCCAAGGGAGAAGUCCUGCUCUUCCAAAGGAGCCGGGUACCAGCUGUCCGGUCAAAGCUCGACGAAGAAGCCAAUAGCGACGCUAGGCUUGACGCACGAACGCUCACUCGCGAGAAAACGGUACCUGAUGCUCCUGCCAGUAUCCAGAAGCAGACUGCAGUCUUCCAUUGGGAUGGUGUCUGCUACGACAUCAAGAUCAAGAAGGAGGAGCGACGAUUGCUAGAAGAGGUCGAUGGCUGGGUGAAGCCUGGCACCUUGACGGCUUUGAUGGGUGUGACCGGCGCCGGCAAGACCACGCUACUCGAUGUGCUUGCCAACCGUGUGACUAUGGGCGUCGUAAGCGGCCAAAUGCUGGUCGACGGACGGCUUCGGGAUACAGGUUUUCAGCGCAAGACUGGAUACGUGCAACAGCAGGAUUUGCAUCUAGCUACGGCUACUGUUCGCGAGGCGUUGGUCUUCAGUGCCAUCUUACGACAGCCUAUGGCUACGCCGCAUGCAGAGAAGGUCGCAUAUGUGGACGAGGUCAUCAAGGUCCUCGAAAUGGAGGCAUAUGCCGACGCUGUUAUCGGGGUACCCGGGGAAGGUUUGAACGUUGAACAGCGAAAGCGCCUAACCAUUGGAGUCGAGUUGGUUGCCAAACCCGCCCUGUUGCUCUUCCUGGACGAACCUACUUCUGGACUCGAUAGCCAAACCGCUUGGUCCAUUUGCGCCCUGCUCCGAAAACUCGCCGACAACGGCCAGGCUAUCCUUUGCACAAUUCAUCAGCCUUCAGCAAUUUUGUUUCAGCAGUUUGAUCGCUUACUAUUCCUGGCCAAGGGAGGUAAGACUCUUUAUUUUGGUGAAAUCGGCGAAUCUUCCAAGACGUUCACAAGCUACUUUGAACGCAACGGGGCUAGGCCGUGUGGCCAAGACGAGAACCCCGCCGAAUGGAUGCUCGAUAUCACCGGCGCAGCUCCUGGGUCGCAAUGCACUCAGGACUGGUCGGCUAUAUGGAACGAUUCAGAUGAGCGCAAAGCUGUCAAAGCUGAACUGGCUCAUAUGAAGGAGACGUUGAUUGAGAAGGAGACGUCUCCACCAUCGCUGUCGGUCAAUGACGCUGAUGCUCUCCGACCGUUUGCUGUUAGCUUUAGCACACAGCUCUGGACUGUGCUCGUCCGAGUCUUUCAGCAAUAUUGGCGCACUCCCUCGUAUCUAUACUCUAAGCUCGCCCUUUGUCUCCUCAGUGCUUUAUUCAUCGGAUUCUCCUUCUGGAAAACACCCAACUCGCUCCAGGGACUGCAGAAUCAACUCUACGCCGUCUUCAUGCUGCUCAGUAUCUUCACCAACUUCUGCACACAGAUCAUACCUCAUUUUGUGGCGCAACGAGCACUCUACGAAGUACGAGAGCGGCGAUCCAAGACGUACUGUUGGCAAGUAUUUAUCUUGUCAAACAUCCUAGUCGAGAUUCCUUGGAACUCGCUGAUGGCGUUACUGGUCUUUGUCAGUUGGUACUAUCCCAUCGGACUACGCCAGAACGCCGUUGAGGCAGACCAAAUCGUCGAAAGAGGAGCACUUAUGUUCUUGUUUAUCCUAGCGUUCAUGCUAUUUGCCGGCACAUUUACACAUAUGGUCAUUGCGGGGAUUGAAACGGCUGAAGGGGCGGGAGCCAUCAUCAACUUGUUGUUCUCGCUGUCACUAAUCUUCUGCGGUGUUCUUGCAACACCUGAAGUUCUGCCCGGCUUCUGGAUAUUCAUGUACCGCGUUUCUCCCCUCACGUAUUUUGUAUCCGGCGUCCUAUCCGUUGGUCUUGCCAACGCACACAUCUCAUGCUCCGCAGAAGAGCUGCUGCGUUUCUCGCCGCCCUCUAUGUCCAGCUGCUCCGAGUAUCUCGCAGACUACAUCGACUCACAUGGCGGUUAUCUCCUACCGUACAGCAACAAUUCAACCACGGAAUGUGUGUUCUGUACCGGUAGUGAGACGAAUAUAUUCUUGAAGAGCGUGAGUUCGGAAUAUAAGGAUCGGUGGAGAAAUUUUGGGAUUGUUUUCGUUUAUGUGGUAUUCAAUAUUGCGGCGGCUAUAGGGCUCUUUUGGCUAGCCAGAGUCCCAAAGGCCCAGAAAGAAAGGGACCAAAACGUUACCAAAGGUGCAGGUGGUGAGGAUGUCGAAAAGAGUUCAGACGGUACCCUGGAGAGCGCUUCGAGAGCUCCCUCAUCAGAGUAGAGAAUGGCGAUGGACACUUGGAAGCAAGAAAAGGAGGAGGUUUUUCAUCACUUCCUGUUAAGUGGUUUCCAUCAUCAUCCGCCUCUGCAGGGCGAUUGUAGAAUAGUUGCAUGGCUUUCAAGUCCAGGUCAAUUCUAUGGUUUCAAUAACAACAACUUCGAAG